Messenger RNA from Nematostella vectensis (starlet sea anemone), 14916 nucleotides. RefSeq names its product mucin-2. Gene Ontology annotation, biological process: establishment or maintenance of epithelial cell apical/basal polarity; heterophilic cell-cell adhesion. Gene Ontology annotation, cellular component: plasma membrane; protein-containing complex. The transcript has 43 exons. Gene Ontology annotation, molecular function: protein binding; calcium ion binding. The record is from RefSeq and is a predicted model, not a curated record. Bases 224 to 14137 code for a protein of 4637 amino acids. Lineage: Eukaryota; Metazoa; Cnidaria; Anthozoa; Actiniaria; Edwardsiidae.
UUUUUCUCCACUCGGAAAAGUGUUGGGUAUAGCGUUAAUCGGGUAACCUGUGGUGCACAAAAGCGCGGGAAAGUGUUUGCCGAUCGCGCGCGGUCAACAAUGUUUUUUAUAUUUAUUUUUCUAUUACAUUAGGACUCGAAAGAAGUGUUUUUCCUAUUGAGAAUUCGCUGUCUUCAAAAAGAGAUUAUUAACAACGAUUCAAAGAAGAAGAACGAGCGAUAUCAUGAAAAGGAAUCUCUUAUUUCAUCUCAUUGUGUUACUGAGCGCAUCGUUUUCCUACUCGUCUUUUUUGUUUCGCUGGAAGAGAAGUAUUCAGGGCUAUUCGUCUUGGACAGAGGAGAAAACUGAAGAAAAAAUCGGUGCUUUCGAUGGUCUUAAUGUGACAAUCAGUCCCAUGGGAGGCACAGAGAUGUCGAUUAAACCUUUUGAUAUCAUCCCAAACGCCAGACCUACGGAAAACUAUCUAAGAAAACGUGGAAAUAAGGUUUUUGUUGAAGUUGGCACGACAGACAAAGACAAUGCAAAAAUCCUCUAUCCUUUUACCAUCCAAAGAUAUACAGGUCUCUCGACUGUUGCAGUACAUCCUACGUUCAAAUGCGAGCCUUUCCCUCAACCACCGGCCCUGGGGUUUUCCUUCUCUGGUGCAUUCAACUUACGACCAGAAUCAGAUUUCAUUGCCUCAAGUGUAAGGAGUGCCGAGUUUGGGGCUGAUGAAGCAAGGAUAUCAAAAGCUGAGCAGGCCUGGUGUCCUUCAGAAAAGGAAGAUCAGUGGAUUAAGUUCAUCCUGGGUGGGGAAUACAAGAUUUGUACAGUGGCAGUAAAAGGAAGAAAUGCUGAUGAAUACGUGAAACAGGUGAAUGUGGUCUUCAACCCAGAGAGCUCCAUCGAAAAGGCAAUGACAGUAACCCUCACAUCUUUUGAAGUGGAGUUCUUUGCUGUAAACCUCCCAGAUGACUAUCGAGUUGAGGCAAUCAUGAUGAAGCCAAUUACAUACUUCUCUUGGCCAUGUCUGGGGGUAGAGUUCUAUGGUUAUGGCAAACUGUACCAACCGAAGGGCACCACAGAACAUGUUUAUGCUCAUGAACGUUUAUUUGCCCCAGGGCUUCCCUGUGUUAACAGCGUGGGCGCAUGCCAACCUGGUGCAGUAUGUCAAGUGCCAUUUGGAUAUUCAUACAAGUGCACCUGCCCCAUAGGAUACACGCGGUACAGAAACGGCAGCAUUGAUAGGUCUGAUGAAACUAACGUCUUCAGCCCAUAUGACCCGGCAUUUACAUGUGUAGACAACGACGAAUGUACUGAAGACACCCAUCGAUGCGCAAUUGAAGGCGCCAUAUGUACCAACACUGAAGGCUCGUAUAAUUGCACCUGUCAGCGUGGAUACACUGGAGAUGGCUUUACGUGUACAGCUACUCCAAGAGCUAUAUUAUCUCCGAUGAGUUGCAUCGAAGAAGAAUUCCCUUGUGCUUCUGGAGAUUGCGUUCCUUUAACUUCUGUUUGUGAUGGAAGUGCUGACUGCAACGAUUCUUCAGACGAGGCGCCCGAACUUUGCGUUCGGUACCCGGAUCCACUUCGCUACAUUGUACUGAGUUAUGGUGAUCGAUGGAUGCCUGACUUGGAGCAUGCCCCUCUUUGUCGCUACUCGCACGGUUUCACCUUCACGAGGAAUGAGGUCAUCAACGUAGGGUGUAUGCCACACCCAAACUCUCUGCUCGCAUAUGAUCUGGAGCCUCUACCGGAUACCAUUGAUACUAACACAGAGGUCAUACUCCGUGUUGGUUCGGAUAGUCAGGGACGGCCUACAUAUGCAAUGGGGAAAGUCAAAUCGUGCGCUGGGGAUCAAUGCAUUGUUAAUAUAGUUGGCGUUUCAGGACAGCGCGAGGCGCCUGUUGGAAUCAAUCAUAAAACGUUUCUCAGCAACCGAGGUAGGCCCGUUGGCCUCGAUAGCAUAACAGUAUCAUCAGUAUAUAACAGCUCUUAUGGGAAAGACAAAGUGAUACUGGCAGAGCAUUCUUGGUGUCCAAGUAACAAGUGGUCUUCGUGGAUAAAGGUAGAUCUUGGACAGAAGUGGUACAUUACAAAGCUAGAAAUGAAGGGCUUACCAACAAGCUACGUGACGCAUUUCCACAUGGCAGUCGGAUCAGGGGAUUCCAUGGACAGCCUUACGUUCAUAGUAAAUGAUGAUGGCUCAAGAAAAAUAUUCCACCGCCAACACACUGGUAGGCCAGUAAUGGUGAAUGGUUUAGACAGCUGCGCGGAGCUACAGGCGCCCACCCGUUUUAUAGCUAUUUACCCAAUACUCUUCUCAUCCUUCCCUUGCCUAGCACUGGAGAUAUAUGGCUGGGGUUUUGUGACGCUGUUCGAAGAGCCUUACUCGCCCCGUGUAUGGAAAAGCCAGCUGCGACACAGACCUGGCGUAAGCAGGUGUCGGUACAAACACCAAUGCCCGGCGCAUGCGCAUUGCGUAGAGUCUGGUAUCGACGAGCAUGCAGGAACAUCGUACAAGUGCGCGUGCGAUGAUGAGUACGUGGAUUCUUUUGGAAAAGAAGUCUUUGAUCCUGGCGGGCAUGUCCGAUGCAUUUAUAAUCCGUGUCGUAUCAGCGAUAUCUGCAAGAACGGAGGAACAUGUACCCUGCUUCAGGAAAAGCAUCAUUUUGUCUGCACGUGUCUUCCAGAGUGGACAGGCCGCUAUUGCAAAAUGCCGGCUAUCUCUACUCCUAGUUUUAUUUUGGGCGAGAUAAGAGAGGGUGUAUACGACUGGAGGUCGUAUAAAAUGAUAUCACAAAACGGUACUCAUUUGAAUCUAUCAAGAGAUGGACAGUCCCCAUAUCUUCUGAAGUCUUAUGAAGAUGUUAUCUUGGAUUUACCACUGAAAACUUCUGCUAUAAAACCAAAUAUGAUGGCUCUCACGGUCAUAGGAGUUGACAAAUAUGACAGAAAGUUUUAUGCAAUUGUAACUAUUCUUAAUGUGUCCAAUGACGGAUUCGCCAUGAUCAGGCUUACAGAACCUACGAAGUACCAAAAUUAUUCGCUUGGCGUUGGAGUGAAGAACCACUCGCCUCAACUCUAUAACUUUCCACGUGUACCCAAUGAACAGAUAACAGCAUCUUCAUAUUAUAAAGACGCUUAUCCACACAAUGCGCGGUUUGGGUACUGGAAGAACUGGGCGGCCGAUACUUGGGAUAUCCAAUAUCCAUGGCUUAAGGUUGACAUUGGGUAUCCUUCUUAUGUGGUGAGAGUCUGGGCCCAUGGAAAUCAAAAGGAUUUGGCCUAUAUUAAGGAAUUUGAGCUAGAAAUGGGUCUAAAAGAUGAUCAACUUGAGCCAGUCUUGACACCUGAAGGCAACAAGAUGGUAUUUCACUUAAACACUUAUCAGCGGGAACAGGCCUUUGACCUCAAUGGACUGUCGAAUGUAAUAGAUCGACCACACCGAUACGUCAAAUUAACGGCCAUCAAGUCCAUUGUACGGCCGAGUAUCGGUAUUGACAUCAUGGGCUAUGGCCGCGCUGAUGCAAGAGGAAUUCCAGUGGCUGAUAUUCGUGUGCUCAACCUUAAAGGACUUAAUAGAUCCGUUGCUGACUUAAUGUGCCCCGUGAACUCCGUGGCAGUAGAUAAACCGUAUGGAAUCCCUGGUGCUGUUUACUGCCACUGUCAACACCCUUAUGAGUCUACAAACGGCGGCAUAGACUUCUUUCCACAAGCAACCGUGACUUGCGCAUUAAAGAAUCCUUGUAAGAAGAACCCCUGUGCUAACGACGGUGUUUGUGUUGCGUCUGGCUACAAUAACUUCACGUGCACGUGCAGUGGCUCAUGGAGAGGACUCAAAUGUGAUCAACCACUGUUUACCGUUCGGAUGCACUUUAUCAUACCUUUCAAACAUGAAUACAUGGGGAACGAAGUCAUUGACUACAGAGAAGCAUCGUUCGUUCGUCAGGAUGGUCAUACUAUAUGGGUGGGGGACGUCAAGCCUUACUUCUCCCAAGCGCGCUUGAAUGAGACCUAUGCUACUGAAGUUUCAGAUGUCGUCUACCCGUUCGCUCCAGACCCAAACCUACUUUCUGCUGGAAAUACCGUCCUCGUUGACCUAGGCGUGGAUGAAUCAGGGUACAGUCAGUUCAUAAAAAUGACCAUCACCAGCAUCACCCAGGAUGGACGCUACAAGACCGAACCAGUGUGUCCAAGCUAUUUACACGACGUGCCCAUUGGGGUGGUGAUUGGAACAAACAACUACCAUCGCUGGCCGGGUUUUGUCACAGAUGCACAAAUCACUGCCAAGUCUUACAAAUCUUACUUCUUUCCGAGACAUGCGCGAGUCAACAACACGUAUGAAAACAUCAGAUGGUGCCCUAGUGACGCUGACAAAGGCGCACCUGACGAUCAAGGAAGACAUGGCUGGGUACAGUUUGAUUUUAAGAAAAGCUUUUACUUGUGUCACGUGGUAACGGAUGGUCUUCACAAUGCCUGGGUAAACGAAAUGACCAUCCAGUUCUCAAACGACGCAACAAACUGGCAUGACGUAUUCAACAAAGACGGAUCAGUGAAGCGCUUCUUUCGCUCUAGUAGAGGCAAUGCUUCUGUUUCCGAUUUGGGUGUAACGAGACCCUACCGCUUCAUUAGAAUAUGGCCUAUGAGCUACCAGGGUGCCCCAUGUAUAGGAGCCGAGUUCUACACCAUUGGUUACACCGAUAACGUUGCUAACGAGUUUCCUGCAAGAAGUAUACGAUAUACAGGGCCUGGCCUUUCUAUAUGUGACAUGAAAGGUGCCUGUCCACCUGGCAAGGUAUGCAAUGCUUCUGUUGUUACCCCAGGAAGCGCCCAAUGUAUAGGGUGUUUAGAAGCCCCUUGUCAAAAUAAUGGGACAUGUGUAGAUACUGUUACUGGUUACACGUGCACCUGCACAGAGGCCUGGCAAGGAAAGAACUGCGAAAAAGAUUUAGACGAGUGCUCGGGGAUAACAACACCAUGUGCGCACGGCGGUACGUGCAUCAAUGAAUACGGUGGCUUUAGGUGUCUUUGUACGCCUCAGUGGCAGGGACCGACGUGUCAAGAAGACGUGGAUGAAUGCCUGGACAGCCCUUGUCAAAAUCUCGGCAAUUGCACCAACAAGGAGGGAGAUUACAUGUGCACUUGCCCAUACCCCAUGCAUGGGAAGAAUUGCGAGAGGCUAAACUGCGCAGAAAUUGAUGACUGUGUGGUGGAAUGGUCUUCUUGGAGUCCGUGGACAGCUACAUUUUCAGCCGGAGAGUGUGGCACGGCGACCAGGACCAGGAGGUCUCUUUUCGAGGAUGAAUGGGCGAUUGAUCACGUCCCUGAAUGUGACAAGACGCUCUAUAACCUAUGUGUGCCUUCUCUAGAUUAUAAACCGAUGUGUCUGUGCCCAUACGUGUCUUCAUGUGAAGUGUCCACGUGGUCAGAGUGGAAUGGCCUUAUUCCUGACGUUGGCUGUACAAGCCAGCACCGUGAAGGCAAUACCAAUCAUUCCAUACUCUACAAACUAGAAGAGAAGUGUGGAAAAAUGGAAAAGUGCCCUUCGACUUCCAUGGACUACAGAAUUAUAUGUAACUGCAUCGAGGCUGUUUGCGAAUGGGGAAACUGGUGUCCUAGCGGUUAUGAUAAAGAAAACUUCUGUGAUGUUGAAAUACGAUUUAAAAACGUGACGACGAAAUACAAGAUAUCUCUCCAGGAAAACAAUUGUGAGCUUGAAACGAGAUACUGCAACGAUGGAAAAGCUCCAACCCAAAGAAAAAGAAUUUACAAAGACAAAUUACUGGGCGAGAGCGUGAACAUCAACUGUGAACACCUUGGCGCCAAAGACUUGCAAAACCUCUUUCUAGAACACGAACACCAAGGAGACAAGGAUGUGUAUGAUAUUGUACCUGACGGUAAACGGAUCGUCCAGGAAGGCCACAAGUAUACCAUCUAUCAGCUGGGGUACCAUGAUAUUGGCCGAUACUUUUGCAAACUGUACACGAACUUUGAUCAUGGCGGGUGGACAAAUACUCGCGUAGAGGUCGCUAACAUCACACAGCUCCUCAAGAGAUCACGAUCCCGUGCUGUUCCAAGUGCCCUAGAUUUAGUACGAGCUAGCAAGCCUUUCGUCAUAGUUAGAAACAAAUCCCCCAUCCGCGUCAGUAUAGGCAGAGAAACCAAGACGCGAAUAACUGUCGCUUUCAAGGGCCAGGAGCCGAUGACGAAGCAAUGGAUGAAGGAUGGGUCAUGGCUCUCUUUUGGCCCCAAGGUUAACGCUUCCAAGGACCGUACACAAUUGGUUCUUCAGCCUCCUUACAGCUAUGCGGACGGUGGCAGCUAUGAAGUGAAAGCUUGCAACAAGAAUGGAUGUACAGUCCGAGGCGUUCAUAUUUAUAUCUACGAGUCAAAGACAACAGCGGCAGCCAUAAAAGCGACAUCGGAUUCUUCGAUUGUCAUUUUGAGAAAGAGUGGCUACGCUAUGUUCCUGGCAUUAUUGGUCAUUACUCUCGGCACAGUUUUAUACGCGUGUAAACUACACAGGGAAGAGAAAAAACUUGCCAGAGUUUCCAUAGAAAAGCAACAGUAUGUGUGGUUCUACUAUGAUCAAGACUUGCCUACCGGACUCAAGAAAAAGAAGAGGGAAAUGGAUGGCUGGGAAAUACCAGAAGACGAAAAGGCGCACGAUACAAGCGAUGUCGAUUUGCCGAAACAUCUUCAUCCAUCAACACUUCCUAGAUCCCAGCAUUCACCUGGCACAUCCAGCCAUACGAUUGAUAUGGAAUACAUAAAGGGACAAGAAACAAUGGCAAGAUCCACAAAAUUACAGACGGCUGACAUUUCAACAAGUUUACAUUCAGAAAAUGUCAGACAAACACUGCCACAUGUACCACCACCCAGGACCGACUGGGCACCGGCUGCUAUACCACCACCCAUGGCUAGGCAGACAUUAAAAGCUAUACCACCACCCAUGGCUAGGCAGACAUUAAAAGAUAUACCACCACCCAUGGCUUGGCAGACAUUAAAAGAUAUACCACCACCCAUGGCUAGGCAGACAUUAAAAGAUAUACCACCACCCAUGGCUAGGCAGACAUUAAAAGAUAUACCACCACCCAUGGCUAGGCAGACAUUAAAAGAUAUACCAUCACCUAUGGCCAGACAGACAUUAAAAGAUAUACCAUCACCUAUGGCCAGACAGACAUUAAAAGAUAUACCAUCACCUAUGGCUAGGCAGACAUUAAAAGAUAAACCAUCACCUAUGGCCAGACAGACAUUAAAAGAUAUACCGUCAUCCAUUGCUGUGCAGCCAUCGACAGCAAUACCUUCACCCAUGGCCAUGCAGACAUCAACAGCUAUUUCGUCACCUAUAGCUAUGCAGACAUCAGCAGCUAUACCAUCACCUAUAGCGAUGCAUAAAUCAACAGCAAUAUCGUCACCUAUGGUCAUGCAGACAACAACAGCUAUACCGUCACCCACGGCCAGGAAGACAUCUGCAGCUGUACCGUCAUCCAUGGCCAGGCAGACAUCAGCAGCUACACCAUCGCCCAUUGCUAGGCAGGCAUCAACAGCUAUACCAUCGCCUAUUGCAAAGCAGGCAUCAACAGCUAUACCAUCUCCUACCUCAAUGUGGACAUCUAGAGCUUCAGAAUCUUUGAAAGACAAGUGGAUGUCAGCUGCUAUGACCAGGCAGACAUCAACAGCUAUACCAUCACCUAUGGCCAUACCGACGCCGACAGCUAUACCUUCAACUAUGACCAGACAGACAUCUGCUGUUAUUCCGUCACCAAUGACUAUCCAGACAUCAGGAGCUUUACCAUCACCAAAGGCCAUGCAGACGUCAACAGCUAUACCAUCACCCAUGGCUAUGGAGACAUCAACAGCUAUACCGUUACCUAUGACCAGGCAGACAUCAACAGCUAUACCAUCACCCAUGGCUAUACUGGCAUCAACAGCUAUACCUUCACCUAUGGGCAGACAGACAUCUGCUGCUAUUCCGUCCCCAAUGACUAUCCAGACAUCAGGAGCUAUACCAUCACCAAAGGCCAUGCAGACGUCAACAGCUAUACCGUCACCCAUGACCAGGCAGACAUCGACAGAUAUACCUUCACCUAUGAACAGACAGACAUCUGCUGUUAUUCCGUCACCAAUGACUAUCCAGACAUCAAGAGCUAUACCAUCGCCAAUGGCCAUGCAGACGUCAACAGCUAUACCAUCACCCAUGGCUAUGGAGACAUCAACAACUAUAACGUUACCUAUGACCAGGCAGACAUCAACAGCUAUACCAUCACCUAUGGCCAUACCGACGUCGACAGCUAUACCUUCACCUAUGACCAGACAGACAUCUGCUGUUAUUCCGUCACCAAUGACUAUCCAGACAUCAGGAGCUAUAACAUCACCAAUGGCCAUGCAGACGUUAACAGCUAUACCAUCACCCAUGGCUAUGGAGACAUCAACAGCUAUACCGUUACCUAUGACCAGGCAGACAUCGACAGAUAUACCAUCACCUAUGGCCAUACCGACGUCGACAGCUAUACCUUCACCUAUAUCCAGACAGACAUCUGCUGCUAUUCCGUCACCAAUGACUAUCCAGAAAUCAGGAGCUAUACCAUCGCUAAUGGCCAUGCAGACGUCAACAGCUUUACCAUCACCCUUUGCUAUGGAGAUAUCAACAGCUAUACUGUCACCCAUGGCCAGGCAGACAUCAACAGCUAUACCAUCACCUAUGGCCAUACCGACGUCGACAGCUAUACCUUCACCUAAGUCCAGACAGACAUCUGCUAUUCCGUCACCAAUGACUAUCCAGACAUCAGGAGCUAUACCAUCGCCAGUGGCCAUGCAGACGUCAACAGCUAUACCGUCACCCAUGACCAGGCAGACAUCGACAGAUAUACCUUCAUCUAUGAACAGACAGACAUCUGCUGUUAUUCCGUCACCAAUGACUAUCCAGACAUCAAGAGCUAUACCAUCGCCAAUGGCCAUGCAGACGUCAACAGCUAUACCAUCACCCAUGGCUAUGGAGACAUCAACAACUAUAACGUUACCUAUGACCAGGCAGACAUCGACAGAUAUACCAUCACUUAUGGCCAUACCGACGUCGACAGCUAUACCUUCACCUAUAUCCAGACAGACAUCUGCUGCUAUUCCGUCACCAAUGACUAUCCAGACAUCAGGAGCUAUACCAUCGCUAAUGGCCAUGCAGACGUCAACAGCUUUACCAUCACCCUUUGCUAUGGAGAUAUCAACAGCUAUACUGUCACCCAUGGCCAGGCAGACAUCAACAGCUAUACCAUCACCUAUGGCCAUACCGACGUCGACAGCUAUACCUUCACCUAAGUCCAGACAGACAUCUGCUAUUCCGUCACCAAUGACUAUCCAGACAUCAGGAGCUAUACCAUCGCCAAUGGCCAUGCAGACGUCAACAGCUAUACCAUCACCCAUGGCUAUGGAGACAUCAACAGCUAUACCGUUACCUAUGACCAGGCAGACAUCAACAGCUAUACCAUCACCUAUGGCCAUACUGGCGUCGACAGCUAUACCUUCACGUAUGGGCAGACAGACAUCUGCUGCUAUUCCGUCCCCAAUGACUAUCCAGACAUCAGGAGCUAUACCAUCACCAAAGGCCAUGCAGACGUCAACAGCUAUACCGUCACCCAUGACCAGGCAGACAUCGACAGAUAUACCAUCACCUAUGGCCAGGCAGACAUCAACAGCUAUACCGUCACCCAUGGCCAGGCAGACAUCAACAGCUAUACCAUCACCUAUGGGCAGACAGACAUCUGCUGCUAUUCCGUCCCCAAUGACUAUCCAGACAUCAGGAGCUAUACCAUCACCAAAGGCCAUGCAGACGUCAACAGCUAUACCGUCACCCAUGACCAGGCAGACAUCGAAAGAUAUACCAUCACCUAUGGCCAGGCAGACAUCAACAGCUAUACUGUCACCCAUGGCCAGGCAGACAUCAACAGCUAUACCAUCACCUAUGGCCAUACCGACGUCGACAGCUAUACCUUCACCUAUGUCCAGACAGACAUCUGCUAUUCCGUCACCAAUGACUAUCCAGACUUCAGCAGCUAUACCAACACCAAUGGCCAUGCAGACGUUAACAGCUAAACCGUCACCAAUGGCUAUGGAGACAUCAACAGCUAUACCGUUACCUAUGACCAGGCAGACAUCGAAAGCUCUACCUUCACCUAUGGGCAGACAGACAUCUGUUGCUAUUCCGUCCUCAAUGACUAUCCAGACAUCAGGAGCUAUACCAUCACCAAAGGCCAUGCAGACGUCAACAGCUAUAUCGUCACCCAUGACCAGGCAGACAUCAACAGCUAUACCAUCACCUAUGGCCAGGCAGACAUCAACAGCUAUACCAUCACCUAUGGCCAUAACGACGUCAACAGCUAUACCUUCACCUAUAGCCAGACAGACAUCUGCUGCUAUUCCGUCACCAAUGUCAAUCCAGACAUCUACAGUUAUACCGUUACCUAUGGCAAGGGAGACAUUAAUAGCUUUACCGUCACCCACGGCAAGGCAGACAUCAACAGCUAUACCAUCACCUAUAGCUAGGGAGACAUCAGCAGCUAUACAGUCACCCACGACCAGACGGACAUCAACAGCUAUACCAUCACCUAUGACCUGGCAGACGUCAACAGCCAUACAAUCACCUAUGGCCAGGCAGACGUCAACAGCCAUACCAUCACCCAUGGUCAGGCAGACGUCAACAGCUAUACCGUCACCCAUGGCUAUGGAGACAUCAACAGCUAUACCGUCACCCACGACCAGGGGGACAUCAACAGCUAUACCAACACCUAUGACCUGGCAGACAUUAGCAGCUAUACCAUCACCCAUGGUCAGGCAGACGUCAACAGCUAUACCGUCACCCAUGGCUAUGGAGACAUCAACAGCUAUGCCGUCACCCACGACCAGGCAGACAUCGACUGCUAUACCAUUACCUAUGUCCAGGCAGAUAUCAGCAGUGAUAACUUCACCUAUGGCCAUGCAGACAUCAACAGCUAUACCGUCACCCAUGGCCAUGCAGACAUCAACAGCUAUACCAUCACCCAUGGCCAUGCAGACAUCAACAGCCAUACCAUCACCUAUGGCCAGGCAGACAUCAACAGCCAUACCAUCACCUAUGGCCAGGCAGAUAUCAGCUGUUCCCUCACCCAUGACAAUGCGAACAUCAGCGGCUAUACCGUUCUCAACGGCCAUACGAACAUCAACAGCUAUACCAUUACCCAUGGACUUGCAGUCAUCGCCAUUGAAUGUACGAAGGCUACAAGAGCAAGAUGGUAGCCAUAUUAUAGAUAUGAACUUUUUGGAAUCACAGCUGCAAGCCAAAGAAGAUUCACCAGCUUCCACAUCCCUCCUCUCAUCUGUUCAUUCGCCCACCACAUCCACUCCAUCGUCGGCAAUGGAUCCCUUUCUUGGCAAGAUCUACGGCAUCUUUGAACAUAUUACUACAGAUAAACUGCCAGAUCCAUCUGGUCGAAUAUCACCAGGUGUACCCCUGCCUCAACAAAGAUGGAGAUCUAUGGCGAAGAAAAUAUCUACAGCUAUAACGUCAGCCAUGUCUACCGUUACAACGUCGUUCAACACAACGGUGUCAUCACCUACAAUUAAGACGACAUCAAUUGCGGAGCAAACCUCUACUGCGGGAACAAUUUCCGAGUCCGAGGCAGCAGGUAUUCCUAGCAUCACCUCUGAUGUAGCAAUACAGCUUUUGUACAAAACAGGUAUGUACCGGGAAGGUGUGUCUGGGGUAGCAGACGUAUUUUCGGAAGAGCUCUUCAGUGAUAGCGAUCCUCCACUUGCAUUACACGAGCCACUUAAUACAAGGAAAGAUAGUGGCACCCCACUGGCAUCAGAUGAAAGGCUUGCUGGUACAAGCGCAGAAAGUGACACCCUAGUGCGAUCAGGUGAAUUACGUACUGGUACAAACAAAGAGAGAGAUGCCCCAGUGCCAUCAGAUGAGACAGUUACUGGUCCAGGCAGAGAUAGUGACACCCUUCUCACAUCAGAUAUAACACUAACUGAUACAAACAUAGAUAGUGACACCCAACUUGCAUCAGAUAAUACACUGAUUGGUACAAGCAGAGAUAGUGAGAUUACAGUGCUCUCAGGUGAAACACUGGCUGGUACAAGCAGAGAUAGUGAUUUCCUUCUGACAUCAGAUGGAACCUUUUCUUGUAUAAACAGAGAUAGCGACGCACCGGCGCCAUCAACUAAAAGACUAACUGGUACAAGCAGAGAUUGUGACACCACAGCGCCAACAGGUGAAUCACUUGCUGGUACAAGCAGAAAUAGGAACAUUCAACUGAUAUUAGAUGAUAAUAUGCCAUCAGGUGAAACAUUGAUUGGUACAAGCAGAGAUAGUGAGCCUAUAGUGCAAUCAGGUGACACACUGAUUGGUACAAGCAGAGAUAAUGAGUCUAUAGUGCCAUCAGGUGAUACUCUUACUCGUAUACCGUCCUCAGCGGCCAUACGGACAUCAACAGCUAUACCAUUACCCAUGGACUUGCAGUCAUCGCCAUUGAAUGUACGAAGGCUACAAGGGCAAGAUGGUAGCCAUAUUAUAGAUAUGAACUUUUUGGAAUCACAGCUGCAAGCCAAAGAAGAUUCACCAGCUUCCACAUCCCUCCUCUCAUCUGUUCAUUCGCCCACCACAUCCACUCCAUCGUCGGCAAUGGAUCCCUUUCUUGGCAAGAUCUACGGCAUCUUUGAACAUAUUUCUACAGAUUCACUGCCAGAUCCAUCUGGUCGAAUAUCACCAGGUGUACCCCUGCCUCAACAAAGAUGGAGAUCUAUGGCGAAGAAAAUAUCUACAGCUAUAACGUCAGCCAUGUCUACCGUUACAACGUCGUUCAACACAACGGUGUCAUCACCUACAAUUAAGACGACAUCAAUUGCGGAGCAAACCUCUACUGCGGGAACAAUUUCCGAGUCCGAGGCAGCAGGUAUUCCUAGCAUCACCUCUGAUGUAGCAAUACAGCUUUUGUACAAAACAGGUAUGUACCGGGAAGGUGUGUCUGGGGUAGCAGACGUAUUUUCGGAAGAGCUCUUCAGUGAUAGCGAUCCUCCACUUGCAUUACACGAGCCACUUAAUACAAGGAAAGAUAGUGGCACCCCACUGGCAUCAGAUGAAAGGCUUGCUGGUACAAGCGCAGAAAGUGACACCCUAAUGCGAUCAGGUGAAUCACGUACUGGUACAAACAAAGAGAGAGAUGCCCCAGUGCCAUCAGAUGAGACAGUUACUGGUCCAGGCAGAGAUAGUGACACCCUUCUCACAUCAGAUAUAACACUAACUGAUACAAACAUAGAUAGUGACACCCAACUUGCAUCAGAUAAUACACUGAUUGGUACAAGCAGAGAUAUUGAGAUUACAGUGCUCUCAGGUGAAACACUGGCUGGUACUAGCAGAGAUAGUGAUUUCCUUCUGACAUCAGAUGGAACAUUUUCUUGUAUAAACAGAGAUAGCGAAGCGCCGGCACCAUCAACUAAACGACUAACUGAUACAAGCAGAGAUUGUGACACCACAGCGCCAACAGGUGAAUCACUUGCUGGUACAAGCAGAGAUAGUGGCACCACAGUAACAUUAGAUGAAACAGUGGCUGGUAAAAGCAGAGAAAGUGGCACUACAGUAACAGUAGAUGAAACACUGGCUGGUACAAGCAGAGAUAGUGGCACCACAGUAACAUUAGAUGAAACACUGGCUGGUACAAGCAGAGAUAGUGGCACCACAGUGACAGUAGAUGAAACAGUGGCUGGUAAAAGCAGAGAAAGUGGCACCACAGUAACAUUAGAUAAAACACUGGCUGGUACAAGCAGAGAUAGUGGCACCACAGUGACAUUAGACAAAACACUGGCUGGUACAAGCAUAGAUAGUGACACCACAGUGACAUUAGAUAAAACACUGGCUGGUACAAGAAGAGAUAGUGACACCAUGGUGCCAUCAGGUGAAACACUGACCGGAACAAGCAGAGAGAGUUACACUCUUCUGACAUUAGUUGAAACACAUUUUCGUACAUGCAGAGAUAGUGGCGCCACAGAGCCAUCACAGGAAACACGUACUGGUACACUCGGAGAAAGCGUCUCUGAUGAACACAGUGACAUACCUAAAGUACCGUCUAGUACAACCAGUGAAGACGCGAGCUCAGGGCAUGCAAAUGAAGAUACAGAAUAAGUGGAUGUAUGUGUACAUGUUUGGAUUGAGGAAACAUUCCAAGGGUGGGGUAGUAGGGGAUAGUGACCCAAGUAUGGAGCAGUAGUGGAUAAGAAGAGACCCAAGGGUGGGGCAGUAGUGGAUAAAUAGAGACCCAAGGGUGGGGCAGUAGUGGAUAAGUAGUGACCCAAGUAUGGAGCAUUAGUAGUAGAGUAGGUCUCAUUAUUAGUAGUAAUAAGUAGAGACCCAAGAGUGGGGCAGUAGUGGAUAAGUAGAGACCCAAGGUGGGGCAGUAGUGGAUAAGUAGUGACCCAAGUAUGGAGCAUUAGUAGUAGAGUAGGUCUCAUUAUUAGUAGUAAUCAGUAGAGACCCAAGAGUGGUGCAGUAGUGGAUAAGUAGAGACCCAAGAGUGGGGCAGUAGUGGAUAAGUAGUGACCCAAGUAUGGAGCAUUAGUAGUAGAGUAGGUCUCAUUAUUAGUAGUAAUAAGUAGAGACCCAAGAGUGGGGCAGUAGUGGAUAAGCAGAGACCCAAGGGUUGGACAGUAGUGGAUAAGUAUUUGUGUUUUUCGCUGAAUAUUCUAAAAUUAAGUUCAUAUUACGUGUACUUAAUGGGUGUUUGUAAGGUUUCACUUAUUACCUUUUUAUUUCCAUAUGCUUUUCAGAUGGGCCUUUUGUAUUUUACCCUCUCUUCUUGUAGUGAGGUUCUCCAUCCAAACAUAUUUUAAAUUCCUUGACCAUAUAUAAAAAUAUGCAUCUACAAAUAUUGAAUCGAAAACAAAUUAAAGUGUUCUUUAAGAAGA